This is a messenger RNA of Limulus polyphemus (Atlantic horseshoe crab), 2953 nucleotides long. RefSeq lists its product as uncharacterized. Bases 278 to 1402 code for a protein of 374 amino acids. The transcript is spliced from 9 exons. Lineage: Eukaryota; Metazoa; Arthropoda; Merostomata; Xiphosura; Limulidae. The record is from RefSeq and is a predicted model, not a curated record.
ACUGCACUAAAGGACAGUAAAGCUGACGAGCACGGUCGCAUUCUCUCAAGGGCACGCGUCGAAACGCAUGCACAUCUGUUGCGAACACGGGAAUUCUGCAGUAAGACUUGCUCGCACCCUCGAUAGCAGACGAUGUUUCUGAGGACGCCAGCAAUGAGGUAUUGACAUUCUCGUGGCGCCAGGCUACGAUAGAAAGUGUAGAUGAAGUUUGCAUUGAAGUUUUGAAAAAUAAAGUUCACUGAAUCAAUUCUGGUACAACAAACUUUCCCAGGACAAUAUGGUUGGACGGAAGACAUAUAUUGGACUCCUUAUACUCAUCCACCUUGGUGUGCUGUCUGCAGAAGUCAGUUACGACGUCUCAUGCUCCAGUAGAAUGAUGAAAGUGGCUGUUACAUUAAAUGAUUCCGAUCCAGUGGUUUACCUUGACAAGCUAAAAGGAUAUCCGGAAUGCCAGGCGGAUAUCAACGAUGGACGAGCAACGUUUCGCCUUCCGUUAGACAACAUCUACGCUUGUGGUACAAUCAGAGUCCUUAAUAAAAUAACGGGAGAAAAGAUCUUCUACCACAGAAUUAUUGUUGAGCACCCCGUGGAGCCUAAAGAAAUGAUUUUGGUAAAGUGCGCCAUUCCUGGUGAACCUCAUCAAGGCAUGUUUCAGAACAGGACCAGGAGAAAUGUCUUACCUGAAAAUUUCUCUGAACCUGAACAUAUUAAUAUCACUGAAUACAUCGUUGCCAGAGCACCCGUUCCAUUUCUUAAUCUGGCUCUCAGGCAAAAAGGACGGAUGUUAGACACGACAAUAAACGUGGAGCCGGGGACGCCCCUGGAAAUGCUGAUAUAUCUGGAUGAGAAAAGUUCCGACAUUUAUGGAGUUCUUGCAAGCUAUUUGAAAGUCACUGAUAGUGCACAUAAACAGGAGGAGGUGAUUAUUAUGAACGGAUGCUCCAUUGAUUCUUACAUUUUCGGUAACUUCUACACAUCAGAUAAUGGGAACACGCUGUCGGCCCAGUUCAGAGCCUUCAAGUUUCCUCACUCGAGUUAUGUCUUGUUUGUUGGCACCGUCAAUGUUUGUCUUAAGAAAUGUCAAGGGGUUCUUUGUGGGAACGAUCAGUACGGUUUUGGUAGAAAGAAAAGGGAAAUUCCUGAUGAACUACCUUCAGAUCCAAACAAGAUGUUCGAAGUAGAAAUGACAGCUUUUUUAAAGGUGGAUUACGAUAAAAAUCAUUUCUCUGGAAAUAAUGGACAACUAUCAAGUUCGUUUGAUAAAGAAGAGAAUCAGAUUUCGGAUAAACCAGAAACCAACCAACUUCCCUACGUUCAAGGCGUAGGUUCAGGUUCAACUAAGAUAUCAUCUUUAUCUGCUGUCAUGAUUCUUGUUACAACAGUUAUUUCUCUGACACAAUAACGGUGUUGUAACGUUGGCAUAUACCGUCUUUGGAUUUUUUUUUCUCAUAUGUGUUGCACAUUACCUUGAUCACAAGACUCUUAUUUUUCAGCAGAAAUGAGUCAUGGUGGUGUUCAACUAAAAUAAUUUGCUGAGGAUGGUGCUAAGGAAUUCUGCCGCUGUAUGGUUUCUUUCGUCUUCCUUAAGGGUCUAAUUACCUCUGUGAAAGGUUUUACAGUUUGUCGCUAUCAACAAGAAAACAGAGAUUCGGAGCUUGUAUCAAAUAAUGGCAACUUGUCUAGAUGGUAUACUCUUCUAGUGGGUGAUUUCAUCUCUUACGUUGGUAUAAAAACUGUAUAGUCAUAUUCAAGUGUUAUCAGAUUCAUCAAUUAAGGCUUCACAAAACCCAAUUUUACAAGAUAUGCUUAUAAAAACUGGAAUCUUGAAAUUAUGAAUUAAACAGGAAACGUUUGAGAUAUUCUGCAAUUGAUGUCCUCUGUGACACUGGUAUGACUUUCUUACGUAAGUUGAUUUUUUCCAAUCGUAUCUCUGUCUAAUCUAAAAUAAAGUACGUAUCAUGGAGCUGUUUACUAAGUUUUUUCGACGUUUAUAUCACUCGAUAACAUAACUCAAAAGUUUCAGCAAAGAACUGUAACACUUUGAAAAUGUUUACUGACCUAAAAGCGUUACGUUAUCUUUAGUAUUAUGUUCAAGGUUUAGAAGAACAGUAAAUUGUUGUAAAAACCAGAAAAUAAUGCAAAUACUUUACAAAUAUAGAAUUGCUAUAAAUAAAGUUAAAAAUCUUCUCCAAACAAAUACGACAUUCUAGUGAAUAUAAUUAUUUUCUUUUCGCUCUUAUCUCCCUUCUUUCAGAUAACAUUAAAAUAUUAAUGUUCCAAACAGAACUUGAACUGAUAGUUGUUUCCAUGCUAGAUUUAAUAUUUGUAUUGACUAAAAAAUACAUUUAUCAUAAUAAUUUGUCUUGUUAACGACGGCAAAUUACACUUCUUAACUUCGCAAAUUUGACUUGUUAACCAUGAAAUAAGUACGUUAAAUUACACUAUUUUAAUACUUUUCGAAGUUCUUACGAUUUGUCCAAUUUAGUUAGAAUAAAACUGAACUGAAGUUUAUGCGCGAGAUGAAAAUAAAAAGAGGAGGUUUCAUAAUUUCAAUUAUUGCUGAAUUUAGAAAAAUACAUUAUUUGUACUACAGAAGAAUGUUAAUGCACGAUUUUAGGCUGAAACUGAAUAAUUGAAGGAAUUAUUUCUAGAUUAGAGGUUAUCCAUAUCUGUUAUUUUUUAGAACUUAAGUAAGUAACCAGAAAGUUGAUGAGGUGGAUUUUUCGUAAAGGUAAAAUUCGAAGAGCUGUAUGUGGUCUGAAUAUAUAUUGUUAUUGACUUUUUAAGAAGCCCGCAUAACACUAUCAUAUAGUAUUACACUCAACAAAUCUUGCUUGUGAUAUAUGAUAGCCACAGAAAGUAUCAUCAGAUAGCAAUUGUGUAAUUUUUAUUGGUACUUUAAAAAAAUCAGUUACACUUUCAACUGUAUCAUAUAUAUAUAUAUAAACAUUUA